AUGGCGGAAAUGGAUCAGAGAGGUGGAAUAACGGAAUCUACGACAACAAUAAAAACGGUAAAACGACAAAACAGGUGCUGUUGUAGCCUAUUACAUGUAACCACCGCUACAUUGCUGAUUGCUUGCUUGGAACUAUGUUAUUUUUCAUAUGAGAUUUUUUCAACAAUAUACCAUCUUGUUCAAACGGGUGAGCAAUAUCUUCUUUCGUUAUCCAUAUCACUAUUCGGUAUACUUCUUGCUCUUAUUGCUUCAAUCCUACUUUUCAUUGGUAUCAAAACAUCAACUCCAUAUUUACUGGUACCACAUUUACUAAUGCAGGCUGCAGCAAUAUGUAUGCUAUCACUUGUUUGUUUGUUUUGUAUAUUUGCUCUAAUGGCUGGAACAAGUUUGGAUUUUAGGAUUGUUAAUAUGGAAGACAAUACAGCUGGUGAUUUAACAUUGAGUAUGACGGGCAAAUCAACCCAUGAACUAAUUUAUGUAUCUCAAACUUUUGCUUUGAUCUUAUCCUUUAGUUGUAUAUUUCUACUUUUACUCGGUUUAGUGCAGGUAUGGAUGAUUAUUAUUGUUUUUCGAUGUUUUUCACACUUACAAGAAAAAGCCAUCCUAAAAACUCAAUGUAUUACCGUAAAUAAUGGCGCAAAUAGGAUAGGACGAGCUACCAAAAGGCAAAGUUGCACAACAAAUGAUGCGGAAAAUAAUAAUUAUUUUUCAUUGGAAAUGAAUUCGACAAAAUUUAUCCGCGACGAUUGA
Molecule: messenger RNA, 750 nt
Organism: Cercopithifilaria johnstoni
Lineage: Eukaryota; Metazoa; Nematoda; Chromadorea; Rhabditida; Onchocercidae
Source: the annotation of a GenBank genome assembly